This is a messenger RNA of Corythoichthys intestinalis (scribbled pipefish), 2431 nucleotides long. RefSeq lists its product as uncharacterized. The transcript has 17 exons. The record is from RefSeq and is a predicted model, not a curated record. The coding region runs from base 1 to 1692 and encodes 563 amino acids. NCBI's taxonomy places the organism in Eukaryota, Metazoa, Chordata, Actinopteri, Syngnathiformes, Syngnathidae.
AUGACGCAGAUAUUUUGCGGCAAAGUAAUGGAGUCGUCGAGAAGGUCAGUGUCUGCGCUGCUGCGGGAGGCUGCCAAUCGUUUGGAUGAGUUGGAACGAGCUAAUACCUCGGAUGGAGCUCAGGAAGGAGAGGCAAGACAGGACACAGGAACACCAACAGUUGGCCGACAUCACCCUGUUGAUGCUGAAGUUUCAAGACUAUUUUCUGCCUACACAUCUGCUAGGCCGAGGCAGACUACUAGGCAGCUGUCAAGGCAGCCAUCCAGGCAGCCAAGAUCAAUCCAGCGGUAUAGCUACACACAUAUGUUCUGUUGCCUUGCUAAAAAAGAUUCCAACUUUGCACCAACGGCCAUUGAGAAGGAACGUCUCCAAAGAGCAGAGCUGGGUGCGAGCCGCUUGAACUUUCAAGGUGACCCAUCAUGCCCUGGUCAUUUCCAAGAAUUUAUCCUAUCAGCCUUUCCCAAGUUGAAGGAUGCAGGGGGGUUUGAACUUUUGAGACUCAGGGGAAGUACAAGGAGCCGCCAACUGCUUCCUCUUCCAUGUCCUAACAGAGGCUACACUGUGGACUAUCUGAAAGAUCCAAGUCUUGGAAUAAACCAGACAACAAUUUAUAUUCGCCCUCUGCAGCUCAGCAUGAGCAUGGAACAAGAAGCGAGUGAUGUGAGGACGGAAAUUGGACCACAGACUGCAUGCAUUGUGUGUGGAGAGGAAUUUCCAUUUUCCCAAAUAAGGCAACACAAUGUGGCUUGCUUAAGUCAUUCACAGGGUGAUAAUGAGCCUAGAGCUGGAUCCAGUGGGACAGGUGCGCUGACCUCACAAGAGGUGGCUAUGUUUGAAGACAGCCUGGACACAGUUUCAGCUCAGGCAGCAAGCUCAUCACACCAGCUGAGGGUCCCAUCAGGAGAUCGUGAACAUCCAGUGGAAGCAAGCUCAUCAUACCAUCUGGGGGUCUCAUCAGGUGAUCCUGAACAUCCAGUGGAUGCGGCAAAUUCAUCAAACCAAUUGCGGGACCCAUUAGGAGAUCCUGAACAUCCAGUAGACGGCGUAGAUGCUUGGAUUACAGAGGUGGAUCCCAUCAAGGCAGCACAACUUUUUACACACAUCACUCGUGAGGCCCACAAAGACGGCAACCACCAAGUUUUUAAUCUAAGUCUGCUGGAUUCAGUGGAGGACAGGAACCGAGCCAUUGUAUCUUUCUAUAAGAGGCCACGGGUGCAGUGGGCUAAUCAACUGCAGUGCAAACUUACAGGUGAUGCUGCCAUUGGUGAUGGGGUCACCAGGUAUGUUCUAUCAACUGUCAUGGACUACCUACAAACUGGAUUCAUUCUGGAUGAAGCAAAGGGAGUAAGGACUCUUCUCUUUGAGGGUGAGCAGGAUCACCUAGUGCCAUCCACCUCUCGGGAACUACAGGAGAGUGAUAUGUUUGUGGUAGCAGGCCGUAUAUUGGGUCAUUGCUUUUUACAUGAUGGCCCACGUCUUUUCGGCUUAAGCCUUGCUGUGAUCCAUGUCCUGUUUGGGGGAUCGCAAGAGACAGCAACUAUUACCCUUGAGGACUGUGUGGAUCAAAAAGUUCGUGAGGUUAUUACCUUGCUGGAAGGAACAGAGAUCCUCCAGGAGGAGGAAAAAUCGAAGGUUCUUGCAGUGAGCCUGCCCUGGGACUUGCCUCCUGUCACAAGCGAAAAUAGGUGGUAGCUAAAGGACAGAAUCCUUACUCAUGCAGUUCUUGGAAGGAUCUUGAUACAGAUCAAACAGCUCAAACGGGGAAUGAAAGAGACGGGAAUCUGGGAAUUCCUAAGCUCCAGGCCAGAUGCUGUUGCCUAUUUUUUCCCAAGGGCCUCAGAUGUGGAGAUGACACCAGAGAUGAUUUUACAAAAGAUUGUCUGGCCAGAGGAAGAUGUCGAUGAUGACGCCUGUAGCAUUCAACAACAACACAGAGCUUUGGAUUUUCUCCGCCGCUUCAUUAGUACAAGUACUUCCGAGGAGCUUAAACUUCUCCUCAAAUUUUGGACAGGUUGGGAUGUUGUUCCUGAACACCUAAAUGUUGAAAUAACUGAGAUCCCUCUUCCUCAAGCAUCUACUUGCUUUUUUACACUGAAGCUCCCCAAAGACACAGACAAUUAUUUUAUAUUUAAUAGAAUGCUGAUGGCAAGCAUGUCAAGCACAUAUGCUGGCUUUGGCCAGUAUUAGGGAGGGGGAAAAAAGUUGGCACAUGUUAGUGCCCAGUGGACAUUUUUUCCCCCUUUUUUAAAGGGUAAGUUGUGCUGGAAGUCUGGUUUUGUCCACCCAUUGACUGUUUAUUAUCACUGUUAUUUGUAUUGUGUUACUGUUCAACAAAAUGUUACAUUACUGUUAUUAUUUGUAUUGUGUUACUGUUCAACAAAAAAAUGUUACUUCGCUGAAAAACAAUCUUUGCCUUUAUUAUUUUUUUCAC